GUUGGUAUGGAGUCGCCUGAGUGGUGUGUUUUGAAAGCCGAGGGCGGAAACAGCUGCUGUCUUCAUUGUCGCUGCCUUAACAGCAGCUCUGGUUCUCACGCUUCCUCCGGCGCAGCGCCGUGUGCUGGCGUAGUCUCCACUGCAUCCCGACUUCUGCACACUUUCCUUUUUUAGAAAAAACGUCGCAAGUGUGUUGAGGACGUCAACUAUAAUCUGAAAAACAGCAAGUGACCGCGACCUACAUCGGUUUAUGUGACUGACUGUUGGAAGUCCAUCCCACGCUGUCACUGCGCUUUGUAGCUACUUUGGGUACUGGGCCAGUUUGUGCGGAACAGUAGUUUAGAGUGGGAAGAGGUUACACACAGUGGGUGACAGGCUUUGAGCAUCCGUCUGCUGGCAGGAACACUCCUUAAGCUGUUAUUAAUGGAGGCCCGCAUGACAACGAGUGUGAGGAAUGUGCUCAUCUUGAUCUUGGUCCUCCUCGCCACAGGUUCAAGUGAAAAUGACCUGGACUUUGAAUUUUGUGGCACCUGGCACCAUGGCAAGGAGCCCCUGACCCUGAAUUUCAACUUGUCCACAGGCUGUAAAGGGAUCUCAGUCUCAGCCAAUAAGAGCUCUCUGACCAUCAAUGGGCAGAUCACAGGCCAUUGUAGGCGAUCUGAUAAGAUUCCUCUCAAAAGGUUUCAACUUGAGUCAGAGGACAAUAAAUUCUGUCUGUACUGGGAACCACUGCUGGACCUGCUGAAGCUGGAGAUUGGAGGACAGAACCUGACUCUGUGCUGGCCUGUCACUCUACAUGGCUCCUGCUGCACUGACCUGUCUCUCGGUCCUAAUGAACCCGAAGCAUCGUAUGGCAUCCUCAAUGGAAUGAUAAAAACCGAUAUCAUCAACCACAAAAUACACACAGGCUACAAUUUCAGUGCGAAUUCCAUCAACUGCAAAGCUAUAUGUGAUCAGUGGAACAAUGGAUUCAACCAAGUCCACGGGACUGAAGCCGCUGUCAGCUCCCAAGCUGUAGAGAAAAUUGGGCAUGCCUGUGCUAGAAGCUUCGAGGUGGAGAUGAAGGCACAUUUCGGAGGCAACAACAUCACAUCCCCUGCCACUAAAGGUGUAUCUGCAAAGACUGCUACUGCUGUCCAUCUGCCCCCUGCUCUUAAAAAAGCUGCAAAAAAGACUAGUAAAGUAGUCUGCACUUUCUUCAAAAACAUCACCGUGUUCCAGGAGGGUCACAAAGAGGUCCAGAUUCUCAGUGAAGUGGUGGGAAUUACCAUAGAGAAUGAGGUUAUUGUUGAUCUGUCUGAGCCAAUCAGGAUUGAAUUUCACCAUGAUGCCAUGCCUAAAAUGCAUUCAAGGAAGUGUGUUUCAUGGGAUACCAGGAAAGACCCUUUGCAAGUCAACUGGUUGGUGGAUGGAUGUGAGACAAAACUGAGAGGAGCAAACCACACCGAGUGCCUCUGUAACCAUUUGACUUACUUCGCUAUACUGGUGCAACUGCAGCCUCGACCAGUGCGCCACCUGCUGGCACUGACUGCCAUUACAGCUCUGGGCUGUGCCAUGUCUGUGAUCAGCUGUAUUGCUCUCAUCAUUUAUCUCUGUAAGAAGAGCAGGCGAUCUAAGGAGCAGUCCACUCCCAUCCACCUAGGCUUGGCCACAUCUCUCUUGUUGCUCAACCUACUCUUCUUCUUAACUGGGGUCCUGGCCAACAUAGGAGGGGAGAGUGUGUGUACCUGGGUGGGGGCAGGCCUCCACUACACCCUGCUCAGCUCCUUCACUUGGAUGGGCAUAGAAGUUUUACAAACCUUCUGGUUGGUCUGCAUAGUUUUCCGCCCUUCCCCAAAGCCCUAUGUAUGGAACCUGGUGGGCUUCGUUCUCCCUGCUGUUCCUGUCAUCAUCCUGGCUGCAGUUGGUGACAUUUAUGGAAUGAGAGAAGUGGUGCCAAGCACCGACCUCUCCGACCCUUAUCUGAUGUGUUGGAUGAAAGUUACCUUCAAAGCCUUGCUGGCUCACUAUUUCAUCAACAUGACCAUCCUGGUCAUCCUCGUGUUCUCGGGCAUUGUGAUGCUCUUCCUGGUCUACAGGGAAAUUCGCACCAGAGCUGAAUGGAGGAAGAACCGUGUGGCUUUUCUCAGCAUCUGGGGCCUAAGCUGCUUGUAUGGGACAACUUGGGGCCUGACAUUCCUGGACUUUGGACCCCUUGCUGACUUUUUUCUCUUCCUCUCCUGCAUCCUCAACUCUUUUCAAGGCUUCCUUCUGAUGCUGCGGUUCUGCCUGCUGGACUGGAUGAAGAAACCGACUGGUGGCUCUUCUCUCCGCAGCAGAAUCUCUGGAUCAACCAAGCAACACAUGCUACACUCUUCUCUCCGCAGCAGCAACUCUGGAUCAACCAAGCAACACAUGCUACAGGACCAAGAGAAGAGUUAGAUGAACCGAAGAGGGUGUGGUACGUAAUACAGUGGACAAAUCAAAGCUGCAGCAGCCAAGCUUUUUAUGUAAAAAUCAACUGCUCUUAUUAAUAUAUGAUAAACUAGAAACCAAACCAGCAUUGCCUCCAUUUGAAACUUUGGCAUCAAGUGGGUUAACUGCUGGGGAAAUGAUAAACCUCAACUGAAAAGUGGACAUCAGAGUGACUCCAAAAAUGAGUGAGAAAUUCUCCACUUCUCUACACCUGUCACUCAUCUGUGUCCCUUAGUGUUAAACUUCACAACCUAGCCAACAUUACUGUACUGGAUUUCCAGAAACUUGUCUUCAUUCAUUUUCCUCUUGGUGCUGUUUGACCCCGCUAUCUGCAUUAAGAUUUAAGUGCUAGUAAUUCAAUAUUGGUAUUGAGGUAAUAUUGACAUGGUAGGUCAGCACUAAUGGCACUAGACAUUACAGUAGAACCAGUUUACCGAGUUAAAUGGACUUAAAUCGCCUAGACAGUCAUUUUUCAGAUAGCAUAUUAUGUCCUUUCAGUUUCACAUCAGGCAAAGCAUUAAAAUUUAGUCAGAUGCAUUUUGAGAGUAAUCCUUUUGUUAAAUACAGAUACAGCUGACACCCAGUUAUAAAGUAUACAGAUGGAGACUAGCUAAAUAUAAUUCUAAAUAUGCUGGGAGCAUCUUAAUCAGCCUGGUGUGGUACAGUUCAUCUACAUGGCAGUCAGAGAUGUCUAAAAGGGUUUUAUUACUUGAUUCCUCUUUUCUUGAGAGAAGAAAUAGCACCAUUACUCAGGAACUGAUAAUAAUACAGGCCUGGAGCCUGUCUGUAGCAUAUCUAGACUGGGUCUAGUAAUAAAAGCAACAAAAGAGAUUUUAAAUUGUAAACUUGUGAUAAAGUUAAGUCUUAUUUCCAGGCAGGGGAGUAUGGGGAAGUUAAAUGAUUGCCUGCUACUGUGCUGUGAGUCCCAUUAUAAUGUCUGUAAAGAAAAACUAUAUAUUAGUGAAACGUUCAUUGAACCUUAGAUAAGCUUUUUAUUUUUUAUUUUGUACUGGGCAUAUUUUUAUUUUAUAGUCAAGUCUUUUAAAGUAGCACUUUAGAAGUUCAGUUUAAAAUAAAUACUUAGAGAACUGCAGUGACUUCUUGUUUGUAAUGUUCAUAAUAGAAGAUAUUUCAUACACAGUAUGUAUGCUUUGUAAAACAAUAGCUGAAUGUUAUACAGUGUUUCAGAAUGACUCCAUGUUGUAUGUUCUUAGAGAACUGCAGUGACUUCUUGUUUGUAAGAAGUCUUGAAUAAUUUAUUUAAAAUAUAAAAACUACCUGGUAGAAAAGUCUGCAUUUUAACUGAGUCUUAGUUUAAAUAUUUGGCUGACAGAAUGUGAUCCUCUUUAAUAUGGAAAUAUAAAACUUCUGAAAAUUGUAUCAUAUGGUAUUACUGUAAAUUCUUACAGUUCUCCAGCAGAACCCAGUACGGAGUUUUUAGAUACUGUGACAUCUGCACUAUUUUAUUUUCUAAAGUGGCAUUUGGUGUCACAUGAAUUAUUAUGUAUAUUUGAGUUUUUGUGGAUGUAUAUAGAGAAUUAAAAAAACACCAUUGUUUUUUGUUUCUUUCUGUGUGUGUGUGUGUGUGUGUGCGGCUGUACUCAGUAAGCACAUUCAAGGCUUGCUGUCUUCCUGCUUUGUCAUCCCUCCUUCAUAUCUGUGCCUGAGUGUUUCCUCCUUGGAGGUUUUCGAUUUGUUGUUUUGUUCUCAAACAUGCUGCUUGAUUGCCACUGACAUUCUCAGUGUUUCUGCUACAGUGUUUUCCUACAGUAUUCUUCCUGAAGAUAAUAAAAGCCAGAGCCUCCUUGG
Monopterus albus (swamp eel) is the source of this 4263-nucleotide messenger RNA. It is a transcript of the gene adgrg1, whose product is annotated as adhesion G protein-coupled receptor G1. Bases 424 to 2421 code for a protein of 665 amino acids. The record is from RefSeq and is a predicted model, not a curated record. The transcript is spliced from 15 exons. Gene Ontology annotation, biological process: cell surface receptor signaling pathway; adenylate cyclase-activating G protein-coupled receptor signaling pathway. Gene Ontology annotation, molecular function: G protein-coupled receptor activity. Lineage: Eukaryota; Metazoa; Chordata; Actinopteri; Synbranchiformes; Synbranchidae. Gene Ontology annotation, cellular component: plasma membrane.